CCGGGGCUGCUGCUCCGGCUGCUGCAGGAGGCGGCGCUGGCUGGCGGCUGCGCUCGCUCCAGUCAGCGAGCGGAGGAGCGAGCGUGUGUGUGUGUUUUUUAAAGAUGGCCGGAGCGGCGGCGGCGGUGGCCGCGGGAGCAGCAGCUGGAGCCGCCGCGGCAGCGGGGUCGGUGUCGGCUCCGGGUCGGGCCUCGGCGCCCCCUCCGCCUCCGCCCGUGUACUGUGUAUGCCGGCAGCCGUACGACGUGAACCGCUUCAUGAUCGAGUGCGAUGUCUGCAAGGACUGGUUCCACGGCAGGCCGCUGCCGCUGCCGCCUGCGCCUCCCUCGGGCUGGGCCGCCGCCGCGUCGCGCCCCACGUCCCGACUCUUAGGCACCGAGCCCCCGGGCCGGGUGGAGGCGAGAGCGGGGGCCCCCGGUUGCCGGGCAGGCUGCGGAACGGAGCCGGUGGGCUCGGCCGGCCCGGGCGAAGAGUCGCCACAACAAACAGGAACAAAGGGGCCGGCGGAGAAGUUGGCAUGGGAAGCCCAGUUGAGGGGACGCGGCGGGCGGCACGGCUCGGGUGGCGGCGGAGCGAAGGCAGGCCCGCAGCCCGCGGUCCCCCCACCGCCCUGGCUGCCGCCGGCCGCUGUGUCCCGGGCUCCCUUCGCCCCGUGCCUGCCCUCGCCGGCCGCCGCGCUUGCUGCGCUUCCGGGCGGCCGCCGCUCGGUCCGGUCGCGGGUCGCCCUCGCCGCGGGUCCCGUCGCGCCCCCUUCUCUCUUUAUCAAACUUCCUCGGGCGGCGGGACGGGGCGGCGGGACGACGGGCGCGAGUAAACAGAGCAACAGAUGUGGCACCCGCGGCUCGCGAGCCCGCCGCGGUGGCCUGGGCACUGCGGCCAUCCAACUUUGGGGCGGUGCGGUGGCGGACGAUGCCCUCCGAUGCCGUCGCCGCCGCACCGCAGGUUUGACGUUUGGGAGAGCUCGGGCCGCCUCCGCAGCCAGGCCGCCGACUCGUGUGUUUUGUAAUCAAAGUAAUUCAGUGAAGAAGAGGAGGAACUGGCACAGGCAUGACUACACAGAAGUGGAUGAUGGCUCCAAACCUGUUCAAGCUGGAACUAGGGCCUUUGUUAAAGAACUACGUUCUCGAGUCUUCCCAAGUGCCGAUGAAAUCAUUGUAAAGAUGCAUGGCAGUCAGCUGACACAAAGAUAUCUGGAGAAACAUGGAUUUGAUGUCCCUAUUAUGGUCCCUAAAUUAGAUGACCUUGGACUCAGGCUCCCUUCACCUGCUUUUUCAGUGAUGGAUGUGGAACGUUAUGUAGGUGGUGACAAAGUGAUAGAUGUUAUUGAUGUGGCAAGGCAGGCGGACAGCAAAAUGACACUUCACAAUUAUGUUAAAUACUUCAUGAAUCCUGACAGACCAAAAGUGCUAAAUGUGAUCAGCCUCGAAUUUUCAGAUACAAAAAUGUCUGAAUUGGUGGAGGUUCCUGAUAUAGCCAGAAAACUUUCAUGGGUGGAAAAUUACUGGCCAGAUGAUUCAGUCUUCCCCAAGCCCUUUGUCCAGAAAUACUGCUUAAUGGGAGUUCAAGAUAGCUAUACAGAUUUCCACAUUGACUUUGGUGGGACUUCAGUCUGGUACCAUGUCCUUUGGGGUGAGAAGAUUUUUUAUUUGAUAAAGCCAACAAAUGAAAAUUUGGCACUCUAUGAAUCUUGGAGUUCAUCUGUGACCCAGAGUGAGGUGUUCUUUGGAGAUAAAGUAGAUAAAUGCUACAAAUGUGUGGUAAAGCAGGGACAUACCUUAUUUGUUCCUACAGGGUGGAUUCACGCUGUGCUCACUUCUCAGGACUGUAUGGCUUUUGGAGGUAACUUUCUGCACAACCUCAACAUUGGCAUGCAGCUCAGGUGUUAUGAGAUGGAAAAAAGAUUAAAAACACCAGAUCUUUUCAAAUUUCCUUUCUUUGAAGCCAUAUGCUGGUUUGUAGCCAAAAGUUUGCUGGAAACCUUGAAAGAACUGAAAGAAGAUGGUUUCCAGCCUCAAAGUUACUUAGUACGGGGAGUAAAAGCACUGCACACUGCUUUAAAAUUGUGGAUGAAAAAAGAACUUGUAUCUGAACAUGCCUUUGAGAUUCCAGACAAUGUUAGACCUGGGCAUCUUAUUAAGGAACUUUCUAAAGUAAUUCGAGCAAUAGAGGAGGAAAAUGGCAAACCAGUUAAAUCUCAGGGAAUUCCUUCUGUGUGUCCAGCUUCACGGCCCUCAAAUGAGGCAUCUCCACCAUAUCAUUCCCGGAGAAAGAUGAGGAAACUUCGAGAUCAUAAUGUCCGAACUCCUUCUAACCUUGACAUUCUUGAGCUCCAUACAAAGGAAGUCCUCAAAAGAUUAGAGAUGUGUCCAUGGGAGGAGGACCUACUGAGCUCUAAACUGAAUGGAAAAUUCAACAAACAUCUCCAGCCAUCUUCCACAGUACCUGAGUGGAGAGCGAAAGAUAAUGAUCUACGAUUACUGCUGACAAAUGGAAGAAUAAUUAAAGAUGAGAGACAGCUGUUUGCAGAUCGAAGUCUUUAUACAGCAGAUAGUGAAAAUGAAGAGGACAAGAAGCCAACACAGAAUGCAAACAUGAAGACAGAACAGAGCUCAGGAAGAGAGGAGGCCGAAAGUCAAGGCUCUCCCAAACCACUUAACAGGAUCUUUACAAGUGUGCGAUCGGAACUCAGGAGUAGACCGUCAGAAUAUUCUGAUGGCUCUGAUUCAGAAGACUCUGGGCCCGACUGCACUGCACUGAAAAUUAACUUUGCCACUGAAGAUUCUGAAAGUUCAGGUGAUGAAAAGAAACAUGAAAUAACAUCACACUUUAAAGAGGAGUCUGGUAUAGUGAGGAACCUCCUUCAGAAGAGCCAGAAGCCAUCUAGACAGGAAAUUCCAGUUAAAAGGGAAUGUCCUACCUCGACGAGCACAGAGGAAGAAGCUAUUCAGGGCAUGCUGUCCAUGGCAGGGUUGCACUAUUCCUCGUGUUUACAAAGGCAGAUACAAAGCACAGAUUGCAGUGGUGAGAAGAACUCUCUCCAGGAUCCCAGUAUUUGCCACGGCAGUAACCCUGAGUUUAGGCAAUUGUAUCGCUGCAAUAAACCAGUGGAAUUUGGAUACCAUGCCAAGACCGAAGAUCAGGAUUUGAUGACUUCUUCCUGGAAUAAACAGUUUGAUCGAACUUCCAGAUUUAAUGCUCAGGAGUUAAGUAGAAGCCAGAAACACAUCAAAAAGGAAAGCUCUUCAGAAACCAAUCAGAAGGCACAAAGCAGGCAUUGUGUGGACAGCAAUAACUCAAGCAUUCAGAAUGGAAAGUACACGCUGAAUCCCAGCUUGGUUUCAUGUAAUGGCAGUCUGAGCCCAGAAAGGCCUAUUGGUGAAACUUCUUUUUCAGUGCCCCUUCACCCCACCAAGAGACCUGCAUCAAACCCACCACCUAUCAGCAACCAGGCAACAAAAGGUAAACGUCCAAAAAAAGGAAUGGCAACAGCCAAACAACGUCUUGGGAAGAUUCUGAAAUUGAACAGAAAUGGCCAUGCUCGCUUCUUCGUUUGACAGAGCUGCUAUUACAGUCACUCUUCCCUUUGGAUGCCAGUCUCGGGGAGUGGAAGCCUGGAGUUUCCCCCACCCCGCCUGGAGCAGUUUGUGUGUACAGUAAGAAUACUGCCUGAAGAACAGAAUGGACCUGAUGCUGCAUUUUCACUGUGCCACACCCACUCAGCAAUAACCCUUGGACCUGGUGGGGAGAGGAAGGCAGAGGGUAGUAGAACCUUAAAAAGAGACCUUGAACUGGAAAGGGGUCUCUUGUCAGGGCUUGAAUUUAAUUUUGUUGUUGGUAGUGUCUUGAUUUUAUUUUUCAGUAGUAGGAUAAAGAAUUAUCAAUAAUUUAUUUAACAGAUUUUUUUUUUUUUAAAGUUAACAGCUUUUAAUUUCUUUCUUUUUUUUAAAGCUAUUUAUUUGGAAGAUUUCUGGAGAAAUAUCUCACUAAUUUAGAUUUAAGAAUGUGAAGGUUUUUAAAUUAUUUUUGAUAGUGUGUGUGUUACAUGUGGAGAAGAGCCGCAGUAACAGUAGCUAGUCUGGACUCUUAAAUUUGAUAUUCAGGUUAAAGUCUUAAACAGGGAUUUGAUGCAUUAAUUAUUUUAAAUUAAGAUGUAUAUGAAAUCAUUUUAUUUUAUAUAUUUCAUGUGUUUUUUAUAAGCUAUUAGCUUCGCUUUUGCUAACAUCCAAGGUGCAUACUAUAAUCCAGGUUGAUUCCCUUAUACCCCACCUUCCCUCUGCAGCCCAGUCCCCAAUGUUUUGAGACAACCCAAGACUCUUCUCUUUGCAGGGAAACAUGUUCAUAGCCAAUGUUAAAGAACCACAUAAAAGAGUCCUCAUUUCUCAUUUCUUUUGACAUUGUGGUUUUCUUCUACAAGUAACAAAUCUGGCUUGUUUCAUUUUCAUUUUUCUGGGUCCCAAAGAGAACAGCUUUAAUGUCUUUUUCCUGCUUAUGGGGAAAGUAUAAGUUUGGUUAAAAUGUAAUGUUUGUCGUUUUUCCAAAAACCUUUAUAAUUACAGAGGGCCUUCUUCAAUACUGCUGGUGUUGGAAGAGCCAACAUCUAUCACAGGCUUUUAUUAUCUAGACAUCAUUUUUUUAAGAAAUACAAUUUGAUUUAGGAUGUUCAAAUCUGCAUAAAAGCCGUAAUAUAUACCAUAUUAAGUUGUAUAAUAGCAAGCAUGUUGGAAUAGAUCUGUGUGUGUGUGUGUGUGUGUGUGUGUGUGUGUGUGUGUGUGUGCGCGCGUGUGCGCGCACACGCUACUUUUUUGUUUUUUAAUUUUCUGAAUUAAUACAGAUUUGGAGUAAAAUGGGUGCUUUUUGCAGUUUCUUCCAAAUGUCUUGGCUAGUAGGAUAUGGAGGUUAAGUGUCUGGUUGAACUUUAAGAUAAUAAUUUAUCUCCUUUAUGUACAAUUUUUACUUAAAUGCAAUUUUUCAGUGGCUUAUAAUAGUUUUUAGUAUCUCCAUUUUCCCCUCAUGACAUAAAAAUAAAUUGAUAUUGGGGGUCUGAUGAUACCACAUUUUACAAAUUCCUACAAAGACAAUAUAGGCAAAUAACAUGAAAUUUAUUUUUAUGGAGAAAUAUGGCUAUAUAAUGGAUUUGUUCUUUUCAAUUCAGCAAAGUAGGUACACUUUUACUUCUGUAUUAAGCAUUAAGGUGAAAGGAAAUAAUUAUGCACCAUUAUCUUUCAUAGUUGCAUUCAAAAUAUGUAUUUCCAAAGAGAAACAUUUCUUAUUCUGUCUCUUUUACAAUAUUUAAUGGGAUAAGGAAGUUACGAAUUCACCUUCUGGUCCAGAUUAUCUGGACCAAAGUUUCCAUUGUAUUUUGAGUGUCAGGAGAAGAAGGAUUUUUAUGGAGUUCUUAGUAUCUGUAGACAGCAUCCCUAGCCCCUGCCUACACGAUGCCAUAACUAGUGGAGAGAGGGAUACAGUCAGCUGGUUGGUGUAUUUCAACAUGCAGAAAUCUGAAUGUGGCUGACCACUCACCUUUCCACAAUAUAUCACUGUGAUGUCUUAGUUUUCUGUUUUAUUGUUAGAUCACAUAUUUUUAUUUGGGUUAAAAAAUAAUAGUGAUGACUUCUUUUCCCAGUUAUGAUCUAGAUUUGUUUUAAACAACUCAAAAUAUUUUAAUUAUUUUGUUUUUUGGCCUUAAAAGUUAAAAUUUAUUCUUAUGAAUUAAAAUUAUGGCCAGUAUCUUCCCUGUGUCCUUAGGCUGAUGAACACUAAUUUUGGGUUGCCACAUAUGUAAUGUUUUAAAUCACAGUUUUGUGGAUUCAUUUUAAAAAAUCAUUUUACCCUAUUAAUGGACUAAAUGACAAAACUUUUAGCCAGUUAAUAUAGCCACUAUGAAAGAAUCCAGGUAUCUUUCUUCAUUGAUAAAAAUUCAGCUACACAGCCAAAUGAUUUUUCUAGUCAAACUUCUUCUAAAGUUCUCCAUCUGUGGUGUGUCCUUUUAUCUCAUAGAAAUGGCUGGACUUUGAAGUGUGACUACUGCUAGGAUCUGGGCUCAGUAAUAGGUAGUCUCUGUCUUUCCCAUAUUCUCACAAGUAGUAUACCGCAGCUUAAGUCAGAAGAUAUUGGUGAUAGCAUUAGUUAGCUAUAAGCAAAUAAAAUGUGUAAAGUUGAGAAACAGUGACUUGCACAUGCAGCUUUAAUAGUAGUGGUGAUCCUGUCUUAAUUCAGCUAAGUGACCCUUAACCUGGGAUCUACUGUACUGUAAUUUUCAACACUAUAUAAUAUUAUGCUCCCUAGUAUUGGUGAAUGAUUAGCAAUACAAAACUGGCAGCUUAGUAGUUCAGGAUCUUUGGAAUACAUUGAAAUUCAUAAAUGAAGUUCAUUUUUGAAGCACACGAUUCAAAUCAUAAACUCAGAGGAGACAAGUCCAUUUAUAUGGCUGAACGCUUAGCUUGAAUACCCUUCUGUAUUUACUAAUCCUAAUUAAUUCCUUUUCCAUGUAUUUUACUGUACUUAUUCAUAAGCGAUCAGCAGGUAUUAUCAGACACUUACGGAGUGCUCAGAAGUAGCAAGUACUGUGAGGAACCUCAAGUUCAGUUUUGUCUGUCCGGGAAGGUGUCUUCUCCAGGAGGUUUGCAGUGUUGUUUUGACUUCUAACAAAGUUGAGCAGAAGGUGGCCCAUUUGUAAACAGAACAAACAAAACAAAAUCCAACUUCAUUAGGUUCAAUGAGAUAUACCACUCACAAAAUACUCAUGUUCUUUUAACAUUUAAGAAAAAUUCUAGCCAGGCAGUGGUGGCACAUGCCUUUAAUCCCAGCACUUGGGAGGCAGAGGCAGGUGGACUUCUGAGUUCAAGGNCAGCCUGGUCUACAGANNGAAUUCCAGGACAGCCUGGGCUACACAGAGAAACCCUGUCUCAAAAAAAGAAAAGAAAAGAAAAGAAAAAUUCUA
Molecule: messenger RNA, 6940 nt
Organism: Mus caroli (Ryukyu mouse)
Lineage: Eukaryota; Metazoa; Chordata; Mammalia; Rodentia; Muridae
Source: RefSeq, a predicted model, not a curated record